Molecule: messenger RNA, 2430 nt
Organism: Somion occarium
Lineage: Eukaryota; Fungi; Basidiomycota; Agaricomycetes; Polyporales; Cerrenaceae
Source: the annotation of a GenBank genome assembly
UAUUCCGAGGUAAAGCACGUUUGUGAACACCUGAGCAGGAAGCUUGCCACGUCGACAAUGUGCUAUAAGUAAUGUACUUAUUGUUGACCGAAGAGAUAACACAAGGACCAGCGAAGAUGAUGAACGUUCGAGCCUAGAGUACAAAGCUCGGCAAGAUUUGACUCGAUCGUAUCCAGAGCGCCCAUAAACUUUCAGCUCCUCUCAAGCUUCAUUUCAGCUUUCCUCCUGCCUCCACCUCAUCCGACUUACAAUGCCUUCUACUGCACACGCAAAUGCUACUUGGAGGUUCGCCGUUCCAGACCAAAAUAUGUUCCAAAAUCACGAAAAUGAUGUGACUCCAGUCCCAGAGGAUGAUGAAAAAAUCCAGGUCUACAUCCAAGAUCGUCGAGUCAUCGGUGUACGUUCAAUGAUUUUUCCUUCUUCCCUCCAUCAUGUGCCUCUGGGUCCUUGUCAAUGCUACAAUUGUCUGUCCUUACCCUCGCUAACAUCUUUUGUCCCGCAGUAUGACCCCCUUGUCCAACCUGCUCUGCUUCGGCAUGAAAUUAGGUCGUCACCGGAAUCUCAACGCACUAUUGCUAGUGCACGUUUUUCCUCUGCACGUAUACUUGCCGGUCGUGACAAUCGAGUACUUGUCAUCGUCGGUCCAUGCUCAAUACACUCUCCUGAACAAGCGGUCGAGUAUGCCAAGUUGUUGAAGGCAAAAAUUCCUAGUUGGAAUAACCUGCUCAUCAUCAUGCGAGCUUAUUUCGAAAAACCCCGUACGACAGUGGGCUGGAAAGGUCUCAUCAAUGACCCCGACAUCGACGGUUCCUUCCAUAUUAACAAAGGUCUCCGGAUUGCACGCCAGCUCCUCUGUGACCUCAACCACCUCGGCGUGCCUGUCGGUUCCGAACUCCUUGAUACCAUCAGCCCUCAGUACAUUGCAGACCUUAUUAGCUGGGGAGCGAUUGGUGCACGGACGACAGAGAGCCAAUUGCACAGAGAGCUUGCCAGUGGUGUCUCUUUCCCUAUCGGGUUCAAAAACGGUACAGACGGUAGCGUAACAGUCGCGAUCGAUGCCAUGCGGUCCGCCUCGAAUCCACACGCCUUCAUGGGUGUCACUGAACAAGGUCUCGCCGCGAUCGUCAAGACGCGUGGAAACCAAGACGUGCAUGUUAUCCUCCGAGGAGGUACAAGUGGGACGAACUACGAUGAGGAGAGCGUAAAGAAAGCCGCAGAACAGAUGGGAAAAGCUCGUCCAGGCUCCUGGCCUAGUCUCAUGAUUGAUUGCAGUCACGGGAACUCACAAAAGAACCAUCUAAAUCAAUCGAAGGUGGUCUCCUCGAUCUGCAGUCAACUACGUGCCGGAAAUAGGAAUAUUACCGGCGUUAUGAUCGAAUCCCACAUCAAGGCAGGUCGUCAAGACGUCCCGGCUGAAGGUCCUCAGGGUCUCGAGUACGGCGUGAGUAUCACGGAUGCCUGUGUCGAUUGGGAAACGACGGUGAAGAUGCUCGAUGAACUUAACGAAGCUGCCGGUGCACGGAAGCACGCUUUGAUCGAGGCUGGCUUGAGGAAGCCAGCUGCUUUCCAACGCGUCCAGGAGCCCUAAAAUCACUGUCCCAUCUCCUACAUCUCUUGAUUCAACUCAAAACUACCAUUGUAUUACUCCACUCUUUGCUGUAUCUGCAUCCAUUGUAUACUUCCACAUUCAUAUCGCCACUCACCACAGCAGCCACACCCUUGCCUUGUUUUGUAUUCUUUAAAACGAGUGGAUACAUCUCACCAUCCUAGCGAAGAAUAGCAUAUAGUGGUUUGUUACCUUUCUUCAUGUUAGAUCGCAUAUCUCUGACUCGCUAGGACCCGACGUCGUCGAUAUCCUCAUGAACUCAGUAUUUUCUUCAGGCCCCUAAGGGACUCACAGUAGGACAGGGUUGUUGAAUCCGAAACCACCAUCGAUGAAUUCGUUUGCACCGACCUUCAUCCGGCUGAAAUAAGUGGGCGCGGCAGAUGUAGCUCUGGCCACUUCCCAGAUUCGAUAAUGAGAAUAGUCGUAAGGAACGUCCUCUGGCUUCUGAUAAGUGCGUAUGUGGAUGACGGAUGUAACGUCAGAAGCGUCACACGUCGCUACGAAUCUGACAUACGAUAGAGCCGUUCAUAAUGAUAAUAAUGUUGCAAAUUAAACGGAAUCACUCGCACUGCACGGAUUGUUCGGAUCUGACAUUCUGACAUCUUCGUCUUCAAGCUUCUUUUUCACUACCCUUUCACCACAUCUCUUAUCGCACUCUCCAGUUGUCGAUGACUGAAUCUUGCACCAGUAGUGUAUGCAGUGAUACCUCGUUUCCAAGCGAGUUUAUUGAAUACUUUCAUAGCCAAGUUCUUGUAGACUUCGAUACAAGUUCCUACUACAUUAUACGGUGAAUAUAUUCGACGUAAAGAAAAUAUACACCGACC